AUGGAAACUAAGAAAACUAAAAAUUCAUUUUUGGCUUCCUGUCUCUGCCGCCAUCGGAGAGCAACAGCCGUGGCCGCGCGCUACCCCAUGGCCAUGGGCCUCAACAAGGGCCACAAAGUGACUAAGAACGUCAACAAGCCUAGACACAGCCGGCCUGGCACAGCCGGCCUGGCGCAGCCGGCCUGGCGCCGCGGGCGCCUCACCAAACACACCAAGUUCGUGGGAGACAUGAUCAGGGAUGUGUGUGGCUUAGCCUCGUAUGAGCGGCGCGCCAUGGAGCUGCUAAGGACAAGCUCACGCUCAGGUUCAUCAAGAAGAGGGUGGGCUGGCUGCAAAAAGAGGGUGGGCACGCACGUCUGCGCCAAGAGGAAGCAGGAGGAGCUGAGCAAUGUGCUGAAAGCUAUGAGGAAGGCUGAAGCCAAGGACUGA
Messenger RNA from Meriones unguiculatus (Mongolian gerbil), 429 nucleotides. Its product is annotated as large ribosomal subunit protein eL36-like. The record is from RefSeq and is a predicted model, not a curated record. Gene Ontology annotation, cellular component: cytosolic large ribosomal subunit; ribosome. The transcript has 3 exons. Gene Ontology annotation, molecular function: structural constituent of ribosome. NCBI's taxonomy places the organism in Eukaryota, Metazoa, Chordata, Mammalia, Rodentia, Muridae. Gene Ontology annotation, biological process: cytoplasmic translation. The coding region runs from base 1 to 429 and encodes 142 amino acids.